Messenger RNA from Erpetoichthys calabaricus (reedfish), 1306 nucleotides. Its product is annotated as major histocompatibility complex class I-related gene protein-like. Lineage: Eukaryota; Metazoa; Chordata; Cladistia; Polypteriformes; Polypteridae. The coding region runs from base 118 to 1182 and encodes 354 amino acids. Gene Ontology annotation, biological process: immune response. Gene Ontology annotation, cellular component: external side of plasma membrane. The transcript has 7 exons. The record is from RefSeq and is a predicted model, not a curated record.
AGGAGAUUUCAAUUUGCCGGACGGACCUUCUCCGAAUUAGGAGCCGCCUACAGUUCUGAGAGGAACUACGAGAAUGGUCACAGUACACAGAGUCCAGUUCUAAACUUUGGGUUAAUAAUGACAUACGGGAUAGUUUUUGUCAUUCUGCUAUUUAUUUAUUGCCCAACGUCGUCAUUCGCUGUUUUGCACACAUUUAGCGCCCUGCUCACACAAGGAUUAGAAAGCAGUGGCUUUCCGAAGUUAACUUUUUCUGAACUGGUGGGAGAAGAUGAGCUCUAUUAUUAUAACAGCAACAAUAAAACACUGAUCCGAAGAUAUGAUUGGUUAAAAGAAGUGGAGAAGUUUAACUUCCUGGAUUUACAUUAUGAAUUUAUUUUUGUCUUAGAGGCAAAUGCAGACUCCUAUGCCAAUGAUUUUAUCGUUUUUUUUAAAGAAACAAAUGAAAUUCAGAUUGGGCAGAUGAUUUUAGGCUGUGAGAUAGACCAAGAAGACCAGAAUGGCGAUUUUUUUAUUCAUUUUGGAUUUAAUGGAGUGGCUUUAGUUGAUGCGAAUCUGGACAAGUUAACCUGCACUGUGUUACUGAAAGAAGCAGAGUAUAUGGAAGAUGACUGCAUUACUUCGCUAAAGCGCAACUCCCAUUCCGUUGUCAUGCUCAGAGAGGUUUGCACCCUGUGGUUAAAGGAAUUCUUGCGUUAUGGGAAUAAAACACUGGAGAGAAAAGCUCAACCCAAGAUUUCAGUAUUUGAGAAAAUAAAUCAAACAACUUCUGAGAUUAAAGUUGUGUGUCAUGUAACUGGAUUCUUCCCUCGAGACAUUGAGGUGAUCUGGGUUAGAAAUGAACUGGAUGAUUUACCUUCGGAAGGUGGCGAUAUUCUGCCAAACAAUGAUAAAACUUACCAGGUUAGGAAAACAAUCAUUGUAAAUCGUAUGGACCUUGGAAGACACAGCUACUCGUGUCAUGUGGACCACACCAGUCUCACCAAGAAACUAACUGUGGCUUGGAAAUACAAAGAAACGGGACCUGUCAUGGAAAUCACAGUGGCCAUUGCUGCAGUAAUACUAAUUGCUAUAGUGAUCAGUAGCGGAGUUCUCAUUAGAAGGAAAAAACGAGGAGCAUCUGCAAGGGACACAGAGAUAGCAAGAAACACAGAAGAAUUAAGACAAAUGAACAGUGAAAUGUGAACAGCACAUUGAACCUUUGCAUUAAGACCAUUGAGAAGAGAACCAAAGAUGCUGCUCCUGUGUGUCUGCUUUUCUAUGCAUGGAUUAAAUGUUUCUUAUUUGUUUUCAAUCCCUUUUUUUUGUA